Molecule: messenger RNA, 1032 nt
Organism: Brettanomyces bruxellensis
Lineage: Eukaryota; Fungi; Ascomycota; Pichiomycetes; Pichiales; Pichiaceae
Exons: 1
Coding region: 1-1032 (343 amino acids)
Molecular function (GO): NAD+ binding; histone deacetylase activity, NAD-dependent
Source: RefSeq, a predicted model, not a curated record
AUGGAUGCAAAACUGAAAGAGCUGGCUACUCUGAUUAAAGGUAGGGAUGCCAAGGUAAUCUUUUUUGUUGGUGCAGGUAUAUCGACCAACUGUGGAAUUCCGGACUUUCGAUCUCCCAAAACAGGUCUUUACUCAAAUCUACAGAAACUCAACUUACCUUUCCCCGAGGCAGUGUUUGACAUUAAUUACUUCAAGAAAAAUCCUAAAGCCUUCUAUACAUUGGCUGAGGAGAUGUAUCCUGGAAAGUAUCUCCCUAGUAAAUUCCAUUACUUUAUAAGACUUUGCCAGGAGAAGAAUAUCCUUAAAAGAUGUUACACCCAGAACAUCGAUGCAUUGGAACGGGUGGCCGGGGUUCAUGAGGAUUUUAUUGUGGAGGCCCAUGGAUCUUUUGCCAAAGUGCAUUGUAUCAAGUGUGGGACAGAGAUGGAUUCGGUUACUUGGAAAAAGUUGAUGAAGAAAGGAAUUCCACGCUGUCAGAAAUGUGGCAGCUAUGUCAAGCCUGAUAUUGUAUUCUUUGGUGAGUCUCUUCCCGCUAAAUUCUUUGAGUUAUGGGAAAAGGACAGGAAGGAUGAUUUUACAGUGGCUAUUGUUGCAGGCACUUCUCUUGAGGUUUAUCCCUUUGCUGUAUUGCCUGCAGAAAUAUCAAGUAGGACUACAAGGGUACUUAUGAACAGAGAAAUAUGUGCUGACUUUGAAGAUUGCCCACGAAAAUCUGAUUUAGUGAUGCUUGCUGACUGCGACCAUACUAUUACGAAGUUGGUCGAUCUUCUGGGAUGGCAUGAUGAUUUGGAAAAAUUGAUCCAGGAAGGUAAGAAAUUGAUCGAAUCUCCAGGCACAUUUGCACUGGAGGAUACAACUAUCAAAAAUGAAGAAAAGAAUGUUACCAAGGCGGAGAAAACCUCUAAGGCUCUUGCCAAGAAGGUGGCUGAGGCUGAAAAGGUUGUUUCAUCCCAGAAAACCGAUAAUUCCGUUGAUGAUCUCAUCAAGGGUAUUGAGAAGAUUGAAAUUAAGGGUAAAGACGCCAAAAAGUGA